UCUGGGUGCGGCAGCGCGGGAAAGGCUCCCGCGUCACUUCCGGGCCCGGGGCAGUGGGCGGGGCCGGCGCGAAAGCCCCCACCCACGCGGCGGCCGGAUGCUGUGUCCGUGACCCGUCCCCGCAGCUCCGGCAUGGCCCGCGCCUCCGGGACCUGCACCCCGCGGCCGCCCAUCCGCCCGCCCGCCGCCCCGGAGCGCCGCGUGCUGGGCGCCGUGUUCGCCGCGCUGCUGCCAGACCUGCUGGGCUUCGCGCUGCUGCUGCCGCUGCUCCCGGGCCUGCUGCACCGCCAGGCGGCCGCGCGCGACCCGCUGUACAGCUCCUGGCAGCACGCCGUCGACCGCUUCGCCGAGGCCAUCGGGACGCCGCCCGAGAAGAGGUUCCACAGCGUCCUGUUCGGAGGCCUCGUGGGUUCGCUCUUCUCGGCCCUGCAGUUCCUGUGCGCCCCGCUCACCGGCGCCGCCUCCGACCGCCUGGGCCGCCGGCCCCUGAUGCUGCUCUGCCUGGCUGGCACGGCCGCCUCCUACGCCGUGUGGGCGACGUCCGCCAGCUUCGCCGCCUUCCUGGCCUCCCGGGCGCUCGCGGGCAUCAGCAGGGGCAACGUCAGCCUGUCCGCCGCCAUCGUCGCCGACCUGGGCUCGCCCGCCGCCCACAGCCGCGGCAUGGCCGUCAUCGGCGUGGCCUUCUCGCUGGCCUUCACGCUGGGCCCCGCGCUGGGCGCCUCGCUGCCCCCCGACGCCGCUCCCUGGCUGGCCCUGCUGCUGGCCCUGGCCGCCCUGCUGCUGGCGCUCUGCUUCCUGCCAGAGACGCUGCCCCCCGAAAAGCGGGCCCCCUCUCUGGCUCCGGGCGUCCACACGGCCGUCGACCUGCUCAGCCCGCUGGCCCUGCUGCGCUUCUCCGCCGUGGCCCGCGGCCCAGACCCGCCCCGCGGACACCGGCUGAGCAGCCUGCGCCGCCUGGGCCUCGCCUACUUCCUCUACCUCUUCCUGUUCUCGGGCCUGGAGUUCUCGCUCGGCUUCCUGGUGCACCAGCGCCUGCAGUUCGGCAGCGUGCAGCAGGGGAAGAUGUUUUUCUUCAUCGGCCUGACCAUGGCCGUCGUCCAGGGCACCUACGCUAGGAGGAUCCGGCCGGGCGGGGAGACGGCGGCCGUGAGGCGGGCCGUCCUGCUGCUGGUCCCCGCCUUCCUGCUGCUGGGCUGGGCGCACACUCUGCCCGCGCUGGGCCUCGGGCUACUGCCCUACUCCUUCGCCGCCGCCGUCGUGGUGCCCUGCCUGUCGUCCGUCGUGGCCGGCUACGGCUCGCCUGGACAGAAGGGCAUUGUCAUGGGCACGCUGCGUAGCCUGGGUGCACUGGCCAGGGCGCUGGGGCCUCUGCUGGCCACCUCAGUGUACUGGCUGGCCGGUGCCCACGUCUGCUUCUCCCUGGGUUCUGGUCUCUUCCUGCUGCCUUUCUUCCUGCUGUGGAACCUGCCGCCACUCAAGGCCGAGUGAGGCCACAGCCGCCCGGAACCUGGGGGUCGGCGCUCCCGACCAGGGCCCACGUGAAGCAGCUGUUUAUACCAAGAGCCCCUGGGGGUGCGGUCAGGCCCGGGCCCCACCCGUGUGCAGCGGACCCUGCCUGUGUCCUAGGAGGGCAGGAGCGGCGCAGGGUCCGGGGUCUGAGGACUCGGGUCCACUUCUGCAAAGCCUGCUUCAAACGGCCGCGGGCCGAACGCCGGAGGAGAGGCUUUGGCGAGGAAAUGCUGAAAGCUUUUAUUGUGAGCGAGAUGCUGCAGUGAGGACAGGGCAUCGGGCUGUCCCCUAACCUGUCUAGUGUGGCUACUUGGUGUCGUGACACAGUUAAAAUAAACUACAGAAGGGAA
Messenger RNA from Erinaceus europaeus (western European hedgehog), 1859 nucleotides. It is a transcript of the gene SLC75A1, whose product is annotated as major facilitator superfamily domain containing 10. Gene Ontology annotation, cellular component: brush border membrane. Lineage: Eukaryota; Metazoa; Chordata; Mammalia; Eulipotyphla; Erinaceidae. The coding region runs from base 133 to 1488 and encodes 451 amino acids. Gene Ontology annotation, biological process: transmembrane transport. The transcript has 13 exons. Gene Ontology annotation, molecular function: transmembrane transporter activity. The record is from RefSeq and is a predicted model, not a curated record.